CGGUGGCAAAACAUGACGGAGACAGCUCCUCGGUGUCUGUCCGCCGAUGUCCUCACUGAUGACUCCGAGCUGCAUUUAAUCUAUAUGAUAAGACUCGUGCAGAACGUUGGUCAGCCAGCACAGGGACUGCUGGACUUUUGGGUAAGUUUUGGUCCUGCCGGUACACGCUACAACAAGGGUCAGCACUGUGAGAACCCUGUUUCCUCUUUAUCUGUUAUGCCUCAUCCAAUCAGCUUCCCAUGACGACGGAGCUGCAUCAGCACGCCGGGCUAUAAUAGGUGUGAGAGUCCAGCCCAGAGGCACCAUCUGCUCUCCAAGCACCACCAUCUCCAGAGCAGGUCCAUCAAGUCAGCAGCCAUGAAACUGUUCCUGAUUGCAGCCCUUCUUGUUCUUGCUCUGACACAUGGGAGCUCCGCCGAACAAACGGGAGCUCAGUUGACCCAGUAUCUUGAGAACAUCAAGGCUAAAAUCAAUCGGGACCUCCAGGACUUCAUGGACCAGUCAUCACUGAAAGACCACGCCGAAACGUUCCUGGAGAACCGGCAGGCGGCGUUCGAGCCCGUGGCCGUUAAAAUCCAGAGCCAGCUGGAGGACAUGAAGGCCGCGGCGGGGGACAUGGAGGACCAGAUCAAGCCCCUGGCCGACAACGUGAAGGAGAAGGUGAACCCGUUGAUCGCCAAUCUGCAGGAGAAGAUGGAGACCAUCAUGCAGAUGUUGGCAGAGCACGCCAAGACCGCCCACAAAUAAACCCAAGCGGAGUUUUGUAGUUUCUAGUCGUGUUGUUUUGUAUUAAACCCACACCAGCUGCACAAACAUGUUCAAUGUCCCUUUGAUGCAUAUAAAAUGUAUAAAAUAUAAAACAAUACUGC
Messenger RNA from Fundulus heteroclitus (mummichog), 869 nucleotides. RefSeq names its product type-4 ice-structuring protein. Bases 358 to 747 code for a protein of 129 amino acids. The transcript is spliced from 4 exons. The record is from RefSeq and is a predicted model, not a curated record. Lineage: Eukaryota; Metazoa; Chordata; Actinopteri; Cyprinodontiformes; Fundulidae.